Messenger RNA from Syngnathus typhle (broad-nosed pipefish), 3419 nucleotides. RefSeq lists its product as uncharacterized. Gene Ontology annotation, molecular function: carbohydrate binding; signaling receptor activity. Lineage: Eukaryota; Metazoa; Chordata; Actinopteri; Syngnathiformes; Syngnathidae. The record is from RefSeq and is a predicted model, not a curated record. Bases 760 to 2412 code for a protein of 550 amino acids. The transcript is spliced from 20 exons.
GUUCUUGCAGCCAAAAUCCAAGAGACUCGCCAUGAUGAGCCGCAAGCAGGCUGGAGCGAAAAAUGCGGCUCGUGGGUGGAGAACCUCUUUAAGGACAUCUGCUACCUGCUCAACCGCAACCAUGCCAAGACCUGGCAGGAGGCGCGAGACGACUGCGUCCGCCUCGGAGGCGACCUGCUCAGCAUCACUGACAACACGGAGCAGACCUACAUACUAGGUCUAUCCAGCGCUUAUAAAAAAAUUUCUUCUUGGUGGUUGGCCACCAACACCACAAUCACUGAAGAGGGGUGCAAGUGGACUGACGGGUCUCCCUUUCGUUAUACCCACUGGACCACAGAUAGCCCUAGUAAACCCUCUGAUGAAAGCUGCCUUUCCUUUCACACUAAACGUGAACUGGGAAAUUGGAAAUUUGACAACUGCCAGAAGAAGAGGAACUACAUAUGCAAGAAAAGAGCUCGAGGACAUAAACCGGAACCUCCACGCCAUGACGGUUUUCGGGAGAUCCUUGUGUGCAACCACCAGAAGAACGUCGAACUCUUUUGUCAGAGUAAGGGUCAAAGCGUCAUCCGCAUCCAGUCGGCCACCUACGGACGGAGGAGCGGCAGCCUUUGUCCAACUCAGAACGCAACAAAGGAGACUUGUGUGGUGCAAGGAGCCCUCCGUCAUUACAGGCAGAAAUGUGACAACCGUCAAUAUUGUCUUGCUGACCCUUAUGAGGGCGUCCGGGAGACCUGCCCUGCAGUCUCCAAAUAUCUGCACAUGGUCUACAGCUGUGAACGGAAAGUGUGUCUUGACAGUUUAGUCGAGGCGGACAAGCGCAUCGGCGACUCAGCGUUUGAAGCCUCCUCGUUUAUGAGCGACACCAGCCCAGAGAAAGCUCAAUUGAACAAGAAUUCCUGCUGGAGACCGUCACAAGAUCCCUCCACCAGCUGGAUCCAGGUGAACCUCGGUCACGUGAGAAAGGUGACCGGGAUCGUCACCCAGGGCUGUCCUCAUACUGACCAAAGGUCCUGGAUCAUCGACUUUGAGAUGAAGAUGAGUUUGGAUGGCAAAAGCUGGAAUGAACACCCGGACGAAAAGUUUACCGGAGGGGGGGAGCACCGGUUUGGCUCUGCGUUUUCCGCUCAGUACGUCCGCAUCCUGCCGCUGGAGGACAGCGUUGACUUCGGCCUCAGCUUUGACCUCUUGGGAUGCGCACGUGAUGAUGCGAUGACCUGUGACAGCACGUUCAACAGCCUCCACUUGACCAAAGCAAUGACGUUCCACUGCCCACCCAAGUGCGCCAACUCCAAACACAAUGUCACAGGAACCUUGGUCUACAAUAAGGACUCAAGCGUGUGCGCGGCCGCUAUUCACGCCGGCGUCAUUCGUAACGACAUCGGAGGAGACUGUAUUGUGAUGAAAGCCUUGGCAAAGAAGGGCUUUGCUGGCUCCACCCAGAACGGGAUCACCUCCCUCAAGAAUGCCGACUCGACGGAUGAGGCCUUCACAUUUGCAGACGGAGAGCCGAGAUGCUUGGGAGAGUCCUGGGAGGAGUUUGCGGGGUUCUGCUACAAAACGUUUGAGGACAAGAAGGAGUGGGCCGCUGCUCAAACUGACUGUAAGAAAUUGGGUGCCAAUCUGGUGUCCAUCCUUUCCGAGGUGGAGCAGACGUGGGUGAAAAGUGCUUCCGCCCUCGACACCAGCGAUAUGUGGACCGGACUGCAUGACCAGACUGUCCUCGGCAUUUUUGAGUGGUCGGACCGCCACGAGGUGACCUUCGCCGACUGGGCCCCGGAAGAACCCAAACACUUGAAAAAGGACUGUGUGGCGAUGUCGCAAAAGGCUGGAAAAUGGAAGCAGAUGACCUGCAAGAUAGCCAACAGCUUCAUGUGCAAGAUGCCCAAAGUGCAUUAUGCAAUCACCUCAGAGAAGACAGAGGAGAGCCAUUCUGGUGACAGCGUACGCUUGCACAGAAGCAAGCUCACCAAGUCAGCGAAUGCACUUGGAUCAAUGAUCAAGCUGAAGGGAGGUCUCCGUGUGAACAACGUCAUCACCAUCACAGGACGAGCAAAUAAAUUGGCAGAUUGGUUUAAAAUCAACCUGUUUGUGCCUGAUGACGAAACCGACAACGUGGUCGCGCUGCUCCUCAAGUUGAAUUUUGUAACCAAGAAGAUUUGGUUGUACUCCAGAGUGAACACAACUUGGAACGAAAGAGAGGAGCAUCCCAUGCAAAGCUCUGGACGUGGACAAGAAGUCAAGGUUGUCAUCAAGUGCGCCGACGAUCAUUUCCAGAUAACAAUCAACGGCCUCGACGAGGUGACUUACAAAUACAGAGAGGCCAAUCUACAAAGCAUCACGCAGAUGAUCGUGUGGGGUCACGUCUCCAUCAAGGACAUCAAGCAAAGCUCCGCUUUGACCAGUCUGCGCUAAAAUGUGAGGACAGACGUCGUCAAAGUGUUCAAAUUAUUUUUGGCACAGCCUUUUCCACCAGCUACAGAUGGUUUGUGGGAUAAUUGUACAAAAGUAACCACUUUAUAGUUUGAUCUAAUACUUAAUCUUAGUCUAAUGGGCUAUUAGAAAAAGCCAGACUUUCAUGCUUUUUUUUCUUUUUGAUUGCCUUUUUGCAUCCGGGCUUUGUGUUUAUCGCAUUGAACGGACUGAAUUUGAAACGGUAAGCAAGAAAAAACGGUAAGUGUAAAAAAACGGUGAGAAAAAAACGAAGCAAAAAAGAUGUAGGUGAGAAAAACAGUAAGCACGCACUAAGCGACAAAAACACGGGAAGCAGGAAAAUACUAAGCAAAAACGUAAGUGAGAAAAACGGUAAGCGAGGAAAGAAAUUUUUUUCUCAACGGAUCUACACGAUUCACAAAAAUGAUACUUCCGACGGACAAAAACGGACUAAUUGGGAGAGAAUCGCCAAUUCUUUGUCACGUGACCGGGACGAGCGUCUUGACCUGAAUUAAUUGAUCGUCGAUAAAAGUUUUUUUUUUUUUUUCCUGUGCGGCUUGGCGGCCCGGUACCAAGUGACCCAUGGACCAGUACCGGUCCGCGGCCCGGUGGUUGGGGGCCCCUGAUCUAUAGCAUAGAAAACGUCUACAUCUAGAAAACGUCUAAAAAACGUUCACUUUUAGACCUUUUUAGCCGGGUUUUAGCCUAGACGUCUAGGUAGACGACAAAGUGCUCACAGGGCAGUCUCUCUGAUUAGUUUGACAGCACAGUGGAUUGACUUUCACCCCACAAAGAGUCGUUUUACAUGCAAGAAAAAAACCUUCCACUUACAUUUUCCAAGUAGGCAUUAGUGUAGCUAACAGAACGUUUUGAACAAACAAGGUUAUGCCGUUCUCAGUCUUUUUUUUUUUUUUUUUGCAAAGAAUUUAUGUAGAAGAGGUUCUUAUUAUAAAGUAAUAGAAAAAUGAGAUAUUCAAAGUAGACUGUUA